CGCGUUCCCCGACUCCUCUCGAGCCCACCACCGCCGCGGGGGCGGGAUCGGCGUCCGAUUCACGCGCGCCUUCCACGCCACCGAGCCGUGCGGUGCAGCCGCUCCCGCGUGUGAUCCUGCGCGGCCCUGUCGUGCACUGGAUGGAUCGCGGCGAAGCUGGGCUGCCAUUGCCUGGCCUCGGGCGUGUGAUUUACCCAGGCAAAGUCGUCUUCUCUCACGAGGGCGCGGUAGCUGUUCGACGAAAUAGACGAGCCCGGAGUUUCUCCCCGGGAUCAAUCGUGUUUCAGGAGCUUCUAGUGCUCGAGAGUGGCUUACCUGCAGCUUUGUGUUCCAUGGUCGCAGGUUCUGUACGGCACGCGACUAAAUUUCAGGGCAUGAUGCAUCAGUGACGAAUUUCUAGCACAAAGCUGCCCAGUUAUACAAUCUGCAGUUCUGCCCAGGUACUAUGGACUGGAGAGCCAGUUUUGAGCCUUUGCGUUUGUUGUUUAGGAUGCUACUUAGUCUUGUAGCAAAUAUGUUGAUGUUUUUACCAUUACAAAGUAAGCUUCAGUUAGCUAAAUAAACCAUUCUGAUGGUAAUAAUACCUUCGAAUGAUACAUUAUAUGUUAUGUGUAAAACUCACAGAAAUGAUAGGCACAUAUUAGUAGGGAAGUUACGCAAACCAAAUAGUUCCUACACACAGAACUGCCUACAUGAUGUGAGCCAAGGAUGAUGUUAGCCGAUCUCUAUUAAGACAGAAGGGGGAGUUUACAGGUUGGGGUGAGUACCGUGAAUUGACGCCUCGAUUCGGGGCUCAAAAUUUCAGUCUCCGAGUUCCUCUUUUUUUUUCCUCUUCUUUUUCAGCUCAUUUCUAGCUGAGCCUUGUGCCUUUUAUGGUACUUGCUGCCCUAUAGACAUCAAGCAUAGUAUCAAUUGUAACCUUUUAUUAAAUUGAGCAAUUUUUCUGACCAAUAUUGUUACCCUCUGAGUUUUAUUCCCUUGUAUUAAUUCUUUUUAUCCAUUUUACAAACGUAGUAACAUAGUUGAAGGAAGAAAACUUAAUGGAAAACAAACUUCUAGAAUGGUAGAGAAGUGACAAGACAGAUACUUGCUAUUUUUUUGAAGCUCACGAUUUUUUUUGGAAUUAGUGCACAGUAAGAGCAUCUUCAGCCGCGUCUUCAGAAAGGCCUCUCCAGGCGAUUUUUUCGCGCCGGCGCCGAAAAAAUGGCUCAGUCGCACCCCCAGGAGCCCGAUUUUCGCCGGCCUGGGCCGAAAUCAGCGCCAGCGGACCCAGGCCGAACCCGGCGCGCUGGGGGGGAGCCCGGGGGCGCCAGGGCGAGUUGUUUUGGCGCGAAGCAGCCGCGGGCCCGCCGAGUCAGCGAGAUGGGCGCUUCGUCGCCCUCAUCGCCUCGGUUCCCGCGGGAAUCAAUGCCAAGGCUGCCACGCUGCCGCCGCCGGUCAGCCUUGCCAUUGAUUCCUCACGGGCGGCGUGCCGACGCCUCCCCUCCCGCGCACGCGUACACACGGGCGUGGCUAUAUAAGCCGGUGGCCUCCCUCGCCUCUGGCCACACCGCCGAGCUCUACCUCUCCCGCGCGCCGCCGCCGAGCCCUCCCUCUCCCUCCCCCGAUGGCCGAACGUUUCCCCGGCGACGAGGCGGCGGCCAACGGCUUCGGCCGCCGCUCGCUCCGCGAACAGGAGUCGUGGCUCCUGUUCGAGGCCAACAUCCCGGCCCUGCCGGACAUGCGCACCGGGCCGACGGGGUGGAGGCUCAGCAACGGGGGAGUGCCCAUUCCCCGUUGCCCGACGCCGUGGCGCGCCCCAACUACUUCGCUGCCGGGGUGGAGAUCGUUCGCGCCUCCCUCACCGACGAGCAGCUCGCCCUCCCCCAGUACGCCGCCGACAACCACACGGCGUGGGCGGCGUACUUCGAGCGCCGUCAGCAGCAGAGGCUGGCGUCCACCAACGGGGCGCCGGUGGUGGGCGGCACGAAGAACAGCGAGGGGCGCCACCUGUGGUGGGGCGUCCCCGGCCGCACGCUCGAGGGCGUGCUGACGCACCUUGAGGGCGGCAACAACCCGCCGCUGGCAUACCCUCCCCCGGCGAGGGCGGCCGCCCCGGCCCACCGCCGACGCGCCGGGCAAUGGAUGCCCAGGAGGUUCGGCUCCUCCUCGUCGUCCUCCUCGCACUCCUCCUCACGGGCUUCUUCCCACUCCUCCGGCUCUCCGGCGCUGCUCGGCGUCAAGGCCGAAUGGCGAGGGAGCGCCAGCACGCCGCCCUGCGGCGGUUUGAGCAGCGCCGCCGGGGCCGCGACGAAGGAGGAGUCGUCGUCAUGGAAGACAGCGCUGCCGCCACCAGUCCGCGUUGGCGACGCCGGUCAGGGGUCCACCAGGGAUGGCCGCGUCAAGGAGGAGAAGGCUGCCGCCGACGACGGCGGCGAGGAUGGCGACGACGACGGCGACUACUCGGCGUUCAGCGAUUUCUUUUUUUAG
This is a messenger RNA of Aegilops tauschii subsp. strangulata, 2469 nucleotides long. NCBI's taxonomy places the organism in Eukaryota, Viridiplantae, Streptophyta, Magnoliopsida, Poales, Poaceae. The record is from RefSeq and is a predicted model, not a curated record.